AUGGCGAAGAAGAAAUCUGUAAGGAAACCGUUUCUGGGUAAGACCCAAACUGAGUCUGAUUUGGGAGUGAACGCUAAUAGUGUUUUACAAGAUGGUGAGCCGAAAGUUGCUGGGUCAGCCUCUUCUAGUUGGGCGGAUCAAUUGGAAAGAGGAGACUAUCAAUCAUCGGCUCAAAAGCAUUGGAAUCAAUUCAAUUCAGGUAAGCUCUCUUUUAGUGAUGAGAAACUAGAAUAUGCUAAACCUCUCGUUAAGGAUGAUAAGAGGAUAGCACUGAUUGAUGAGGAUGAAGUAAGAAGUCAGUCAGCAAAUUGGAAUUCAGCAGUCAUUUGUAUGGUUCUAGGAGCUAACCCUCCCAUGGCUGUUUUUGAAGGCUUUAUCAAGAGAGUUUGGGGUCAUCUUGAGAUUGCUCAAAUUGCUAGAAUGGCUAUGGGUCUGAUAAUGGUAAAAUUUAACGAUGAGGCUACUCGCAGCCAUGUUUUGGAGAAUGACUGCCUUCAUUUUGACAGAAAACCAGUGAUUGUGCGACCUUGGACAACUGAUCUAAAUGCGGUUCGAUUGAUUCGCUCAGUUCCUUUGUGGAUUAGACUUCAUGACCUUGGUCUUCAAUACUGGGCAAGAAAGUGCCUUAGUGCAUUAGUGAGCACUAUAGGCAAGCUGAUUAUGGUUGAUAAAUUUACCCAAGAGAGAACUAAAGUUCAAUUUGCCAGGAUUUUGGUGGAGGUGGAACUUUCAGAUAAUCCUCGUAGGAUUAUUCAUUACAUGAAUGAGCAAGGUCAACUAGUAAAGCAAGGGGUGGAGUACGAAUGGCUGCCAGUCAAAUGUAAAAACUGUGAAGGUUAUGGACAUGUUAUGUCUGAUUGCCGCAAGGAUCAGAAACCACAAGUGAUUCAGAAAACUACUCUAAAUAAAAUUUCUCCUGAGCUAGAAAGGGAUAAGAUCAAACUAGUGUCGGCUCCAACUUCAGAGAUGGCCACAGAGCAGGUUGUAAAUACUGAAUCUGGACAGGGACAAAGUUCAGGUUCUAAGGAGAUGGUUGAGGACACAUCUGUUAUUAAGGGCCAGGAAUCAAAGAAUAAAUGGAAAACACCUAAGAAGGCAGGGCUUUUACAUAAGAUCGGUCACAGAGAUAGUAGUAGCAGUAAGAAUGGUCAUAAAGAUGAGGUCCAAGGUAAGAAAUUUACCAAUCUCUGGAACAUUAGGGGAUUGAAUAACCCGAAAAAGCAUGCUGUUGUGUUAGAAAUUUGCAGUAAGAAUAAAAUAGGGAUUGGAGCUAUUUUAGAGAAUAAAUUGAAGGGAAGAAGAGUGCAGGAACUAAUGGUUAAUAAAUUCAGGAACUGGGACUAUUAUACUAGUCUAGUGACAGAGGGAAGGAUCUUGAUUAUAUGGAGGAAAAUGUUUGUCAAUGGAAGUGUGUUAGAGGAGAAUUCUCAGUUUGUUCACUGCCUGGUUAAGAUGACAGGUCACAAUCGCUCUUUUAAUGUUACUUUUGUUUAUGGCCGAAAUACAUUGGAGGAGAGGAAGGCUCUAUGGCAAGGUUUAGCUCAGCUUGGUUGUCCAACUUACUCUUGGAUGGUUUUAGGUGAUUUUAAUGCUUUGUUUACAGCUAGAGGUAGAAGUGGGGGAAAAUCAGUGUCACCAAUGGAACUUGUAGACUCUUCUCAUUGGAUUGCUUUGACUAAUCUUGAAGCUCUUAAGAGUACUGUAUCUUUUUUUACUUGGACUAACAAUCAAGAAGGAGGUGCUAGAAUUUAUUCUAAAAUAGACCAUGCUUUUAUUAAUGAGGAUUGGUUAGAUGAUUUUCCCAAUACUUCAGUUGUGUUCAAAUGGGAAACGGUCUCAGAUCACUGCUCUUGUACCAUUUCUAUGUUGCCAGUAGAGAACUUGGGUAUUAAGCCUUUUCGGUUCUACAAUUUAUGGACUGAUCAUGUAAACUUUAAGCAGCUGGUUUUAGAUAAUUGGAGGCAGCCGAUGAGGGGGAAAGGACUGAAAUCUAUCUUUUUAAAGACAAUGAGGUUAAAGCAUAAAUUGAAGAGCUUCAACAUGGACUGUAUUGGAGAUUUAGGAGUUAAUUUUCAAUCAGCAAAGGAUCAAUUUCAGGAGGCAUUGUUACAAGCUCAACUUCAUCCUAACAAUCUUUCUUUUCAGGAUACUGUCAAGAUUAAAGCAGAAAAUUUCAGAACUCAUGAAAAAAGAUAUUACAGUUUUUUGACUCAAAGAAACAAGAUAAAUUGGCUAAGACAAGGUGAUAUGAAUAGCUACAUUUUUUCAUGCUUAGGCAUAAUGGGGAGUUCUAGAUCUGCUUCCAAGGAGUUAAACAAGAAGUGUGUUGAUAUGGGGUCAAAACUGUCAUUAGACCAGCAGCUUCUGUUAUUAAAGUCAUUCUUGCACAAGGAGAUUCGCGAUGCCAUGUUCAGUAUUUCUAGCAUUAAAUCUCCUGGCCCAGAUGUUUAUGGUUCCGCUUUCUUUAAGGUGAUGUGGCAAGACAUAGGAGAUGAGAUUUAUAGAGCUAUACUUCAUUUUUUGAGUCUGGUUUCAUACCAGAAGAGUUAUUGA
Humulus lupulus (European hop) is the source of this 2553-nucleotide messenger RNA. RefSeq lists its product as uncharacterized. The transcript is spliced from 4 exons. The coding region runs from base 1 to 2553 and encodes 850 amino acids. Lineage: Eukaryota; Viridiplantae; Streptophyta; Magnoliopsida; Rosales; Cannabaceae. The record is from RefSeq and is a predicted model, not a curated record.